Triplophysa dalaica is the source of this 1175-nucleotide messenger RNA. RefSeq names its product apoptosis facilitator Bcl-2-like protein 14. Gene Ontology annotation, biological process: regulation of apoptotic process. The coding region runs from base 447 to 1034 and encodes 195 amino acids. Lineage: Eukaryota; Metazoa; Chordata; Actinopteri; Cypriniformes; Nemacheilidae. The transcript is spliced from 4 exons. The record is from RefSeq and is a predicted model, not a curated record.
UCCAGAGUGUUGUAUUGUGUAAAACUGCUUUUUAUGUCAUAUUUAGAAACCCCACAUUAAUUAACGUUGUAUGUUUGCACUUGCUAAGUGUCCCAUAGGGUUAGAUAUACUACAUAACUCAUUUGCGAUAGGCCUAUAUGGGAAAUACGUCAUGAAAGUAGUCAAGUGCAAACGUGCAAAGACCGCAAGUGGGUGUAUUUGAACGCAGCCAUAGUUGCAGCCUUAGGCGUCACGCACACGUUUCGUUAGCUAAGCGAGACUAUACACUUUAUAACAGUUUACAAACUUAGACAAGUUACUCGUUUUUAAAUCGUAAGUGCAAUCAAGUUUACAUUUCGAUUUGGAUAUGUUUUGUAAUUCCGCGUAGCAGAUAAAACGAACAUUUCCGGUUUCUUGAUAAUAUCCAGCCGGCAGAAGUCAGUGGUUGUAAGUAACGUCAACUGACGAUGGAGGACGAUUCGUUUUUAACACACAGUGAUGCAUAUCGACUGCUUGAGGUGUAUGACCAGCAGAAACAAAAGUCCAAAGUCAGACAUGUCUGUUAUACGUUAGGUGAUGAACGUUUCCGCGAUGUGGCUGAUAAACUGAGCCAGAUUGUAGAGAGCGGGUUUAUUGUUGGAGACGGACUUCAACAUGAUGGACUUCAACAUGAUGGACAGAGCGACUCAGAAGAUAUUGUAGAUAUGCUGGUUGAGUUACUGAAGAAAUCAGGGGAUGAGCUGAAUGAGAAGAUAAAGCUGAACCACGCGCUUUUAGGAUACCUGCAGGAUUCUUUCACAUACAGCAUGUUUGAAAAACUAACCACAACUUUCAUCAAGAGUGUGGUGCCAGAACAUCAGCAAAGUGUGAGAAACCGUGAGCAGAUUGCCUGGACGUUUGAGGUCACCAGCAGACUCAAGGCCCUGGACCUACACCCCAUGAACAGAGUCAUGGGAUUUGGAGCUAAGUACGUCAAGGACCACUUUACUCCCUGGGUUCAAGGGCACGGUGGCUGGGAGCAAGCCUUUGACGAUGAUGAGGACGAGGUCCAUUGAUGCAAGACUGCAUAAGCAUGCCAACAGAGGCUCACUGUUAAACAACUUUAGAUAGUUGUGUGGCAUGAUGUAAGGUUAAUUGAUUUUUUUAUAAAAAAUGUGAAAUUCAUGUGUAUAAAUUCUGUAGUUUGUUAUAGUUUA